Messenger RNA from Sphaeroforma arctica JP610, 191 nucleotides. RefSeq lists its product as hypothetical. NCBI's taxonomy places the organism in Eukaryota, Ichthyosporea, Ichthyophonida. The transcript has a single exon. The record is from RefSeq and is a predicted model, not a curated record. The annotation marks the transcript as partial.
CGCCCAAAGCUGAGCUGGCAGAAUCCAAUUCGGAAACAAGCAUGAUAUCUUCUGUUGUGGAUGGGGUGCGGACAGUCUUCACCACCAGUAUUCCAAUUCCAAUAUCUUUUAUCGUGAUGAUGCUGGCUGCAAUGGCCUACUACAUAGCUGUGCAGCAAGGAUUUGGGACACAGGUACAGGCUAUCGAGUAA